CCCUCCCCCUAGCUGCCGGCCGGCGGUUCCUGGGAAGAUGGCGGAUCGCGCGGAGAUGUUUUCUCUCUCCACCUUCCACUCGCUGUCACCUCCGGGCUGCAGGCCUCCCCAGGACAUAAGCCUGGAAGAAUUUGAUGAUGAAGACCUGUCUGAGAUCACUGACGACUGCGGACUGGGCCUUAGCUACGAUUCGGACCACUGUGAGAAGGACAGCCUCUCCCUGGGUCGCUCAGAGCAGCCACACCCUAUCUGUUCCUUCCAAGAUGAUUUCCAGGAGUUUGAGAUGAUCGAUGAUAAUGAGGAGGAGGAGGAGGAAGAGGAGGAGGAGGAAGAGGAGGAGGAAGAAGGAAAUGGGGAGGGCAAAGCAGGGGGAGGAUCUGGUUCAGAGGCAUUUGUUGGAGAGUCUCUCAUUCCCUCUCCUUCCCAAGAGGAGUCUCAUAAGCACCGACCCACCACUCUCCGCCUGACUACACUUGGGGCCCAGGACUCCCUGAACAACAACAACGGUGUCUUUACCUCUGCACCCCCAUCCUCCUGGCAGGAGACAGUGCUAUGUUCACCAGCCCAGGAGCCCCUCAAAGAGAUCCCAGCCCCUCUCAUGCCCGCUGAAGAGGAGCCCCGUGAGUUACAGUAUCCUGGUUGUGACUGCGAAGGGAACCAACCCCCAGAGCCACCAGUGUCAGGCGGGGCCUCCCCUUCCUCUGAUCCUGGGAUUGAGGCUGACUUGAGAAGCCACUCCAGUGGAGAUCACGAAGGUCGGCGAAACAGCCAGGAGCUCUCCUCACCAGGCUCAGACUCUGAGGAUGCAGGUGGUGCACGCCUGGGGCGCAUGAUCUCAUCCAUUUCUGAGACGGAGCUGGAGCUGAGCAGUGAUGGUGGCAGCAGCAGUGGCCGCUCAUCUCAUCUCACCAACUCGAUCGAGGAGGCUUCAUCACCAGCCUCAGAACCUGAGCCUGAGCCACUGCAUGAUCCUCCCCGCCGCCCUGCCUUCCUGCCUGUGGGUCCUGAUGACACCAACAGCGAGUAUGAGUCUGGCUCUGAGUCUGAGCCUGACCUCAGUGAGGAUGCCGACUCGCCUUGGCUGCUCAGCAACCUGGUGAGCCGCAUGAUCUCUGAGGGCUCCUCGCCCAUUCGUUGCCCUGGCCAGUGCUUAUCUCCCGCACCACGCCUGCCAGAAGAAACUGCAUCACAGGCCAACCGGGUACCCCAGGACUGCCAAGAUCCUGAGGCAGUAGCAGGACCCCACGUGGAGUUGGUGGACAUGGACACCCUCUGCGGGCCACCUCCGCCGGCCCCUGCUGCGCCUCGGCUUGGCCCUGCGCAGCCUGGGCCUUGCCUUUUCCUCAGUAACCCAACACGGGAUACCAUCACCCCGCUUUGGGCCACACCAGGCCGCACUGCUCGCCCUGGCCGCUCCUGCUCUGCUGCCUGCUCGGAGGAGGAGGAUGAGGACGAAGAGGAUGAGGAGGAUGAGGACGAUGCAGAGGACAGCGUGGUUCCUCCUGGUUCCAGAAGUACAGGCUCUACUGUGCCAUUGGAUGCCUCGCUGGUCUAUGAUGCAGUUAAGUACACACUAGUAGUGGAUGAGCACACACAGCUAGAGUUGGUGAGCCUACGGCGCUGUGCAGGCCUGGGCAACGACAGUGAAGAGGACAGCAGCUGCGAGGCCAGUGAGGAAGAGGCGGGAGCUACAUUACUAGGUGGUGACCAGGUGCCAGGGGAUGCCUCUCCUGACAGUCCUGACCUCACCUUCUCCAAGAAGUUCCUCAAUGUCUUUGUCAACAGCACAUCUCGAUCCUCCAGCACGGAGUCCUUUGGUCUUUUUUCCUGUCUGGUCAAUGGGGAGGAGAGAGAGCAGACGCACCGGGCUGUCUUCAGGUUCAUCCCUCGGCAUCCAGAUGAACUGGAGCUAGAUGUGGAUGACCCCGUGUUGGUGGAAGCUGAAGAAGAUGACUUUUGGUUUCGUGGGUUCAACAUGCGUACCGGCGAGCGUGGCGUGUUCCCUGCCUUCUAUGCCCAUGCGGUGCCUGGUCCUGCCAAGGACCUGCUGGGGAGCAAGCGCAGCCCUUGCUGGGUGGACCGCUUUGAUGUGCAGUUCUUAGGCUCUGUGGAAGUACCGUGUCACCAGGGCAAUGGCAUCCUGUGUGCAGCCAUGCAAAAGAUUGCCACAGCCAGGAAGCUAACAGUUCACCUGCGCCCUCCUGCAUCUUGUGACCUUGAGAUCUCUCUGCGGGGGGUCAAGCUGAGUCUGAGUGGAGGAGGACCUGAGUUCCAGCGUUGCAGUCACUUCUUCCAGAUGAAGAACAUCUCAUUCUGCGGCUGUCACCCCAGAAACAGCUGCUAUUUUGGCUUCAUCACCAAACACCCGCUGCUAAGCCGCUUUGCCUGCCACGUCUUUGUGUCCCAGGAGUCUAUGAGACCAGUGGCACAGAGCGUAGGCCGGGCCUUCCUGGAAUACUACCAGGAGCACCUGGCAUUUGCUUGCCCCACAGAGGAUAUCUACCUGGAGUAGCACCCACCUCCCUCAGCUCCUGUCUACACAGCUCUGGGUAUCUUAAGGCCACCAUGGCUUGAGCAAGGACUGGAUUGGGGACAUUUGGAACCUUACCUUGUGGGAGUUUCUGGGCUGGGAGCUCUUGUCCUUUGGCCCUAGGUCAUAGCUUUUGGGAGCUGUUGGGGAGAGGAGCCUCAGCAGCCAUACUUUUCUCCCAAUGCAUCUUUUCUCUCCUGUCCUUCUCUGUCCUGUUC
Molecule: messenger RNA, 2748 nt
Organism: Phodopus roborovskii (desert hamster)
Lineage: Eukaryota; Metazoa; Chordata; Mammalia; Rodentia; Cricetidae
Gene: Mapk8ip2
Product: mitogen-activated protein kinase 8 interacting protein 2
Exons: 12
Coding region: 38-2512 (824 amino acids)
Biological process (GO): regulation of JNK cascade
Cellular component (GO): cytoplasm
Molecular function (GO): protein binding
Source: RefSeq, a predicted model, not a curated record